Messenger RNA from Aspergillus udagawae, 1509 nucleotides. Its product is annotated as glucose-6-phosphate dehydrogenase. Gene Ontology annotation, molecular function: glucose-6-phosphate dehydrogenase activity; NADP binding. The coding region runs from base 1 to 1509 and encodes 502 amino acids. Gene Ontology annotation, biological process: pentose-phosphate shunt, oxidative branch; glucose metabolic process. Lineage: Eukaryota; Fungi; Ascomycota; Eurotiomycetes; Eurotiales; Aspergillaceae. Gene Ontology annotation, cellular component: cytosol. The transcript has 9 exons. The record is from RefSeq and is a predicted model, not a curated record.
AUGGAUUAUGCGCUCAGCACACUCGAACUUAAAGAUGACACCGUCAUCGUAGUACUAGGUGCCUCGGGAGAUCUUGCUAAGAAGAAGACCUUCCCUGCUCUUUUCGGACUCUUCCGCAACAAGUUCCUUCCCAAGGAUAUCAAGAUCGUCGGAUAUGCUCGGACAAAGAUGGACCACGAAGAAUUCCUGAAGCGUGUGCGAUCAUACAUCAAGGUUCCCACCAAAGAAAUCGAGGAGCAGCUGGACAGCUUCUGCAAUCUCUGCACCUACGUCUCUGGUCAAUAUGACCAGGACGAUUCCUUCAUUAACCUGAGAAACCACCUCGAGGAGGUUGAGAAGGGCCACAAGGAGCAAAACAGAGUCUUCUACAUGGCGCUGCCUCCCAGCGUCUUCACCACUGUGUCAGAGCAACUGAAGAGGAACUGCUAUCCCAAGAACGGCAUUGCUCGGAUCAUCGUUGAGAAGCCCUUCGGUAAAGACCUUCAGAGCUCGCGUGACCUCCAGAAAGCCCUUGACCCCAACUGGAAGGAAGAGGAGAUCUUCCGGAUUGACCACUAUCUGGGUAAGGAGAUGGUCAAGAACAUCCUUAUCAUGCGCUUCGGCAACGAAUUCUUCAACGCCACUUGGAACCGUCACCACAUCGACAAUGUACAGAUCACAUUUAAGGAGCCUUUCGGUACAGAGGGUCGUGGUGGUUAUUUCGAUGAAUUCGGCAUUAUCCGUGAUGUCAUGCAAAACCACUUGCUGCAGGUCCUGACAUUGCUCGCCAUGGAACGUCCCAUUUCCUUCUCCUCUGAAGAUAUCCGUGACGAGAAGGUUCGUGUCUUGCGUGCCAUGGAUCCCAUCGAACCCAAGAACGUCAUCAUCGGCCAAUAUGGAAAGUCUCUGGAUGGAAGCAAGCCAGCAUACAAGGAGGAUGACACUGUCCCUAAGGAUUCUCGGUGCCCGACUUUCUGCGCCAUGGUUGCAUACAUCAAAAAUGAGAGGUGGGAUGGUGUUCCCUUCAUUCUGAAGGCUGGAAAGGCCCUGAAUGAGCAGAAGACCGAGAUCCGUAUUCAAUUCCGCGAUGUCACUUCUGGUAUUUUCAAGGAUAUCCCUCGUAACGAGUUGGUUAUCCGAGUGCAGCCCAACGAGUCGGUGUACAUCAAGAUGAACUCCAAGCUGCCUGGCUUGUCCAUGCAGACCGUCAUGACUGAGCUGGAUCUCACCUAUCGCCGCCGUUUCUCUGAUUUGAAGAUUCCCGAAGCCUACGAAUCGCUCAUCCUGGACGCUCUGAAGGGUGACCACUCUAACUUUGUGCGUGACGAUGAACUCGACGCAAGCUGGAAGAUUUUCACGCCUCUCCUGCACUACCUUGACGACAACAAGGAGAUCAUCCCCAUGGAAUACCCCUACGGUUCCCGAGGACCCGCUGUUCUUGAUGAUUUCACUGCUUCGUUCGGCUACAAAUUCAGCGAUGCUGCUGGUUACCAGUGGCCCAUGACCAGCACUACCCCCAACCGUUUGUAG